AUGAGUUUGGAUGAGUGUCGUGCUCUUGAAGCACUGAAAGAGGACACUAAUACUACCAUUGAGGACUGGGAGGCAAACUGCGAUGAUAUGAGCUUUGGUGAUGUCUGGGAUGGGACUGAGCCGCUCGCUACCAGUCAUGCUGGUGGCGAGUUCACUGACCUUGCAAGAGAGGUUUUAGGGGAUUUCUGGAAAAUUAACAAUCGUGUCCAAUGUGUGGAUAACCACACUCGCCACGAUUGUGUCCUCCGCAGGAACCAGGCAUUCACAGAGCAGAUGCCUGUGAUGACCGAUGCCUACCUUGCCUGGAGCCUCACAAAAUUCAAGGAGGAGUUCAAGAGUUUUUUUGAGAGAUUGCAGAAUGAAGACCUGGAAAGGAACUCGGCUCAGGACUGUGGUGAAUGGUCAAUCAGCAUGAUUGACGUGUUCUGUGAGUGA
Suillus subalutaceus is the source of this 435-nucleotide messenger RNA. RefSeq lists its product as uncharacterized. Bases 1 to 435 code for a protein of 144 amino acids. The record is from RefSeq and is a predicted model, not a curated record. The transcript is spliced from 2 exons. NCBI's taxonomy places the organism in Eukaryota, Fungi, Basidiomycota, Agaricomycetes, Boletales, Suillaceae.